Molecule: messenger RNA, 4766 nt
Organism: Nematostella vectensis (starlet sea anemone)
Lineage: Eukaryota; Metazoa; Cnidaria; Anthozoa; Actiniaria; Edwardsiidae
Exons: 15
Coding region: 283-4455 (1390 amino acids)
Molecular function (GO): ubiquitin-protein transferase activity
Source: RefSeq, a predicted model, not a curated record
ACUAGUUGUGUGUGAUGCUCUUCAAAAUGGCUGCCGUGUAGACGUAACACAAACCUAUGGUCUGUUUUGAAGAGAAACAUGAACUUAACGGAAGCCCUGCAAUAGAUUAUCAAAUUCAAAAUGGACUGGGGCUCCUCGCCUACUUGAAGAGUUUAUUGUCUAUCUCAAAGACAAGGGUUAGAAUGGACUGCUUGUGAAACCGAGAUUCGACUUGAAGCUUAGAUCGGGCUUCUAGAAUUCGUGGGAAUUGAUUUUCCCUACUCUUUUUUGCGAUUUUCUAUUAUGGCAUGGCCUAGCUCAAGGGAUAGUGAAUCCUUUCAUAGCCAUGUAUUACCUGGAGCUUGGCGUUGUUCCGGUCGAAAUAAUGAGGAAAUGGUGGAUAAAUUCGUUCAUACUGGAAUUAUCACAUCGAAGGAAGUGGAAGAUGCAUUUAGAGCGGUGCCAAGAGGAGCUUUUGUCCCCCCGGAAUUGUACGAGGAGGCGUACUAUGACCAGCCGUUACGGGGGGACCCACAUAUACACAUGUCGGCACCUCAUAUGUACGCAGGAGUGUUGGAAGCGCUAGACCUUUGCCCAGGUCUAUCAUUUUUGAAUGUGGGCAGUGGAACAGGCUACUUCUCAUGUCUUGUGGGGUACAUUAUCAAGCGCAACAGCAUCAACCAUGGAGUUGAGAUUCGCAAAGACUUGGUUGAAUUUGCUUGUGAAAGACGAGAUGAGUUUCUCAGAUUUAGUCCUCAUUUGAUGCGAGAGAUAUGUCAACCUGUCUUUCUUCUGGGAAACUGUUUCAGACUUGAUCCGUCUGACAGAAAGUAUGAUAGGAUAUACUGUGGAUCUGCAUGCCCACCAAGCAAAGUUGCAUUCAUCCUAUCCAUGACAAAAAUUGGGGGAUUUGCCAUCAUUCCCUGCAGAAAUAAGUUGUUGAAGAUAGAGCGUAUUUCCCCGACGCGUGUAAAGCAGUCCGUACUGAGUGAGGUGUGCUUUGCCACACUCCUUCCUGUCCCAGAGAGAGAGUCUUCACUUCCCAAGCUCAAGUUUCCUCCUGACAACCUCAAGAAACAAGAAAAGACGCUGCAUGUGAGGCCGGCCAGUGAUUUGCUGAUCAGCCAAGGACAGGCAAGGACAACCCUCUCCAGACUCAGAGCUCUUCAGGAUGCCUGUGAGUGUUUCAAGACAUCUCAGCCUAUUCCCUUACCAUUUUGUUAUGUGCCCUGCUCUCUUCACCUACAAGAAAUGAAAAAAGGCAAAAAGCUAAAAAGUGCACAGACUGCAAAACCAGUCCAGUCUCACAUGUGCCCAGUUGAUAGUCCAAUCCCUUUCUUUGGUAACAGCAAAAGUGCCGGCAUGUCUAGUUCUAAUGAGAGUUUACUUUCUGGUACAGAGGAUAUAUGGGAUCACUUGCAGUCUGACAAAAUUUGGGAAAAAGUCCUUGGUUAUUACUACAGCUUGUGCAGUGUUACCCCACAGCAGAAGGAGAGAACUUUAGAUGUAUAUAUUAAAAAGAAGGUUAGUGCUGGAUCAAGAACAGCAGAAAUGAAGCGACCUCUUUCUUAUGCAGAUUUAAUGCAGAAGUUACUGCAGAGCUCCCCGUCUUUGAGUAAGACAGACAACAAUGCAGAGAAUACUACCAAUGGAAAUGAAGCUAGCCCCAAUAGAAACGAAUCUAUUAGAAAAGGAAGCAGUUAUAAUGCUCAUAUGCCUGACUUGGGAUCGCCAAAGGCAAGCAAUGAUAGUCAGGACUCUCCAGAAGCAAUCAAUUUCGAUGGAUCUAAAAAUGUUACUACAGACACAGAGGAUGGAAAAUUGGAAAACAUGGGACAAACAAGUAAUAUUGAGAAUGGUGGAAAACAAAGGAAUACCAAUAUUGUAGAGGCAAAUAAUGUUCACAUUGUUAAUCCACACUUGGAUUGUGAGGGAGGGCUUGCACACGAUUCUUCUAUUUGCCCCUCUCUUGAAAUCUCUGAAGGCACACCCUCUAAUAAUCAACUCAGUAACAAAUGUGUUAGAUUAGAGACUCAGAAUGGAGCUACAUGCCCAGAUUCACUAGAAGACCUAAACUCUGCUCCUAAAUUUUCUCUGCGUUCUGAAUCUAGUAAUGGAAACAAAGAGCAGAAGAUAUUAACUGACUCAGCUGAGGGAGAUAAGAGUGACUGUAGAGAUAUUUCUGUUAAUAACGGUGGCGGCACUAUGUAUAAGAAUGUUUUGCUAAGUGUAGAUCAAAGACAUAUGGACCGGUUACGUGGGGUCACCAAAGGCAAGUGGGCUCUUGAGUAUGACUUGGAACUUAUCAGGUUUCUGACAGACAUCACUGAGAAAUCCAGUAAAGGGAGAUGCAAGGGAUGGUUCAAGUCAGAGCUAAUCCGACCUGAACUCUUUGCACGUGUUGACACUCUGGCAUAUCCCAGGAUAGGGUCCCACCCGCCCGAAAACCUGACCUUCCGUGCAGUCACUCUUUGCCGUAUUGCCAAAAUCCUGGACUCCACCCUGUACCUCCUCAGUGGACCCUCCCUCUCGAUGGAGCUCGGCACUGCCGGACCCAAGCACAGACUGGAGUCCUUCACCAACUUUUCUUUCCUCUCCUCUCAAAAUUCCUGGGGGAUACCAUCGGUUCAAGAGGUUGACAGCCCUGUGAAGGAGGGUGCUGCUGCUAUAAGGGAGAGCAUUGUGAAGGUGUGUUAUGGAGAUGAGAAGGCAGAGAAGAUGCUUGAACUGGUGAGGAGUCAGGUGGAGCUGACUAGCAAAAAGUUGAAGCUCACACAAGGCUUGCAAGACCAAUACAAAGAGCAAUACAAGCUUCUAAAAAAGCAGGUUACUCUACUUGAUGAAAAGCAGCAACUGGUUCAAGUUGGCCGUACACGUGAGAAUAUAGCACAUGAGCGUAUGGGGUCUUCUGAGUCCUCUAUAGCAUCAGAACUAAAGCAACAAAGGCAGGAAGCAAAUGGGAAACUGCAGAAGCUCAUUGAUCUACAGGCAGAGCAGGAGAUGAAGAAGUCGAACUUGCUGACUGAUCUCAAGAGGUUACAAGAGGAGGAAAAAAGACUUUUACAGCCUGAACCAAAAUUGAUGACUGUCUCAGACACUCCAGGCGUUACACCAGCUUGCCUACCCAUUCCCUGCCCCCCAAAGGCACUCCCUGAAGCAGCCACUUUCACGAGAAAGGACCCAUUGGCAGGCAAACAACCUUCUAUCUGUGGAAUUCCAACUCGAUACCAGCUCCCUGCCCUCCUACCCCAACUUCGUUUUCUCCUUCCUCUCUGCCGACAGCGCUGGAGGAUUGUGCAAGAGUUACUGCACUCCACAGAGACGACCCCCCCUGAGCACUUGCCCAUUGUGACGGUCGAUAGGAGGUUGCCAGUUAGUGAGCGAGGCCAUGACCAGGAGAAGAGUGUACUGGUGCAGGUAUACAAGGAGCUACGCUGCGAGGGUCUUAAUUACAGAUGGAACAAGUGGAAGUAUGACCAAUGGUGGGAGGUCAAGUUCAUUGGUGAAGGGAUUAUUGACCAGGGUGGUGGUUUCCGGGAAUCACUUGUUGAAAUGACUGAUGAACUCUGCCCACCAGAGUUUGGCUCACUGGAGGUGCUUCCUUUCUUUGUCAGAACUGCAAACAACAAGGACGCUGUUGGCGAUUAUCAGGACUCGUACCUGCCUUCCCCCUCAUGCACGGAGUGGUCCGUUUACGAGUGGUUGGGCAAGAUCCUUGGCGCACUCUACCGCAGCGAUGAGAACAUGACUUUGACCUUUCCGCCGUUUCUAUGGAAACUUCUUGUUGGCGAGCAUGUGACGUGGGCUAAGGACUUCGUGGAUGUGGACGAGGCGGCUGUCAUGUUCACGGAUGAACUGGAGCGUAUGGAUGAAGAUCUGUACGUGGCGACGUACAGAAACGAGUGCAAGUUCAGCACGGUCCUCAGCGACGGCACGACCAAAGAGCUCAUUCCUGGCGGAAAUGACGUCACUGUUGGGCCCGCAGACAGGCAGCGGUUUGCAGCGCUGCUUCGUGAGGCACGGAUGACGGAGUCGGUGCAACAGGUGCUGGCGUUGCGCCGAGGUCUGAUGUCUGUGAUUCCCGAGUCCGCCCUGAGUCUGAUCACGUGGAACGAGCUUGAGCGAGGGAUCUGCGGCAACCCAGACGUCUCGCCAUCGGUGCUGAAAAGCGCAUGCAAAUACGGGGACGACCUGUCCGAGUCAAGCGAGUGCAUCAAGUUUCUCUGGGCCGCGCUUGCGCAGUUUACCAAUGACGAGCGGAGCAGGUUUCUGCGUUUUGUGACUGGCAGGAGGCGUCCCCCCGCGCCUUUCACGGUCGCCAAGGCCGGGGAUGGCCGCAAUGCGCUGCCCACAGCCUCCACCUGCGCCAGCACCAUCUAUUGGCCCGCAUACACGUCCGCUGCCAUGGCAACGGCCAGACUCAGGUACGCGGUAUACAAUUGUGUUGCCAUUGAUACAGACACAAGUCCAUGGUGAGAAGAGAUCUUGGCAUUGAUACAGACACAAGCCCAUGGUGAGAAGAGAUCUUGGCGUUGACGACCAAUUGACGUUGGACUUUUGACUUUGAACUUUUAAAAUGGUAACUAUUUUAUAAGCUUGAUGCUGAAACGAAGCUUGAAGUUGAAACGAAAAAUAGACAGAUAGAAACCAUAUACAGCUUUUUAGCUGUUUACCGUAUGGUACAUAUAUAUCAAAUAAUCUACUAUACAGAGAAAAGUAAAUGUUUUAGCUUGCAAAAAUAUAUAUGCUGUAAGGAGUUGCAAAUAAAAAGCUUAUAUCCAAGGCGA